Messenger RNA from Bipolaris victoriae FI3, 681 nucleotides. RefSeq lists its product as hypothetical. Gene Ontology annotation, molecular function: ubiquitin protein ligase activity. Lineage: Eukaryota; Fungi; Ascomycota; Dothideomycetes; Pleosporales; Pleosporaceae. The record is from RefSeq and is a predicted model, not a curated record. Bases 1 to 681 code for a protein of 226 amino acids. The transcript is spliced from 2 exons.
AUGGCGCCUACCAGGUCCCAAGGCGCUUCCAGAAAGCUGGAAUUAAUCAGUGUCGGCAACAGGAUUGUUCACUUCAAGGUUUCCAAUAUAAAACGAUGCUUCAGUGUCCACGAAGGUACUCAAACUCCAUCACGCCAGAAUAUCAGCCUCAAGCUGAUCAGCUCCUACAAUUUAGAUCGCAUAUGCAAGACCUCAAGAUGCUUCAGAGACCGUCUCCAAAAAUAUUGCAAACCCACGUCCCCAACUGACCAAUGUUGCAUCUGCACCGAUACCCUCGAUCCCGUCGUCAAAGACAUCUCCUUCUGCACCGAAUGCGGCGAAAAUUUCCAUGAAUCAUGUAUGGAGACCUGGAAGAACUAUAGAAGAACCGCUAGGAGAAAGAAUUCACCAGCAAACUGUCCAAUGUGCCGCGUCAGCUGGAAGACAGACUCACCCCUCUCCAAUCUGGACGCAGAGACUAAAAUCGAUGCCGAGGUUGUGCAGAUUUACAUGGACUGGGUAUACGCAUCUACAUUUGAAAUUCCGGCAGUGAUCUUAAAGAGAACCGAUCUUUUCAAUCUCAUCUUGCUCAAACUGUGGGCCGUUGCCAACGCCUUCAAAGACGCUCUAUUCAAAUUGGAGGUUACACAUGCAGUUUUCGACAAGUCGAACGCACUGUUUGGCAUGGAAAGCGUAGACUAG